AGCACCUACACUGUCUGUGCCAGUCUUGUCGUCCCGCACCAUGGCUGUCUCUAUCAUCACGCGCAUACAAGGCUACUCCGUGCAUUGGGUGAUGCUCGCCCUGGCCCUUGUCUACCUGCCCAUCACUUUGAUCUCGCAUCCAUUUCUACUGAUCACAUCUCCCUCCUCCUUCCGAUCAGCAUGGUUUGAAAGCUAUUUCCGCAUUUUAGGACCACUGUUGGCUACCUCGGACCUACAGGCUGGCCACGUUGAACAAGUCCUUUCCCGCGCCAAGGGCACCGUCCUCGAACUCGGCCCCGGAGGAGGCGACCAGAUCUAUCACUACAAGGCCGACCAGGUCGACAAGAUCUACGCCGCCGAGCCCAAUACGUUUCUGCAUCCAGCGCUUUUGCGGAAUGCUGAGAAACACGGACUCAAAGGCAAAGUCAUUCCCCUAGAAGCAGGCGCCGAACCAGGUAGUCUUCUUCCCGCGUUGAAGAAAGCCAGACUGCUAUCCAGCACGACGUCAGGUCUGCCCGAGGAGGGCGUCUUCGACAGCAUCGUCGCCAUCAAGUGUCUUUGCUCGGCGCCGCAAGACCAGUUAGCCGCCACGGUUGCAGUGGUGCAGGCUCUUCUCAAGCCAGGAGGUGAGUUCCUGUUCUUCGAGCAUGUCGCGAACGACAGCGAUAAAGUCACCAUGUCAUAUGCGUGGAUCAUGAACUGGAUCUGGCCUGUCAUGAUGGGCAAUUGCCACUUGAAUGGGAAGGUGGACAAAGUCGUUUUGGGGACAGGUGGGUGGGAAGUCAGAAAUGUGCAGACCAUCGGCGAGUUUCAGGGUUGGGAGGUUUUGAGAUAUGUCAAGGGGAUCUGCCGCAAGGCUUGAACGGCCAUGCUUACUAUGGCACCACUCACACGAUUUGCCAUAUUCACAACGGCAUUGAUAGCCGGGUCGGGUUUGCAACAGUAAUGUAAAGCCAUGAACAUCAAGUGCAAUGGAA
Molecule: messenger RNA, 977 nt
Organism: Exophiala viscosa
Lineage: Eukaryota; Fungi; Ascomycota; Eurotiomycetes; Chaetothyriales; Herpotrichiellaceae
Exons: 2
Coding region: 41-862 (273 amino acids)
Source: RefSeq, a predicted model, not a curated record